This is a messenger RNA of Corythoichthys intestinalis (scribbled pipefish), 3933 nucleotides long. RefSeq names its product evC complex member EVC (gene evc). The record is from RefSeq and is a predicted model, not a curated record. Lineage: Eukaryota; Metazoa; Chordata; Actinopteri; Syngnathiformes; Syngnathidae. The transcript has 20 exons. Gene Ontology annotation, cellular component: plasma membrane protein complex; ciliary membrane. Gene Ontology annotation, biological process: smoothened signaling pathway. Bases 183 to 3089 code for a protein of 968 amino acids.
UUUGAGUUGGAAAAACUUAGAAGAUGAAGAUUGUUUAGCUGGAUUCGGUUAAAAACAAUAAUUAAAAACACACAUAUAAUGCCAGAAAUAUUUUAAUGCGAGUAGUUAGAACCAUGACUUUCUCUCAAGAUUAUUACCAAAAUCCCCUGUUUUGGUGGCAUACUUGAUGCGGCGACCGAGAAAUGUCCGAGCAGGAUUUGGUAGCCGAAUGUAGUACUGAUGUUUUAGUCAAUUUUACUGAGUCCCUACAUGUCUACACAGGACUCUUGACAGUUGCUACAGUUUGUGGUGGACUUUCGGGAAUUUUAGCGGCUGCCCUUGUGUAUGUCUUCUGCCUAAAGACUUUAAUUUUGACGAGACAAGGGCACAAUGCAAGAAGGCUACUUGAACCUGAUGAUGGAAAAGUGGAAAACAAUACCAGCGAUCAUACCAGUAACAUCCGAAAAGAGGCCCCGCCUCCGUCAACUACUGAGAAGAAGCAGGAACCCAUGAGUAGCGAAAUUGCAGCAUUUGCAUCAAAAGCAAAAGUGGUUUACCCCAUCAACCAAAAAUACAGACCUUUAGCAGAUGGAGCAUCCAACCCUUCUCUUCAUGAGUGCUCGAAAUUGCCAACAAUGCCAAAAGACAAUUCGUCGGCAACCUUCAGCGAAGGAGAGUCGCUAAGCCAAGAGCUGGACAACGACGACGAGAGCCAGUUCAUCUCCUCCUCAUUGGUCCCAAAGAGUCUGCAGAACCAGAGUUUUGUCAGAGUCUCUCACUACCCCUAUAUUCUGACACAAACAGGUUUUGAAGCAAGGAUAAACCUCCAUUGCUUGGCCUUAACAGAUGUACAACAACUUUACUCUCAACUUCUGGAAGAAAAAUAUAUUGUUUACCUUCAAAUGGUGAAAAAAAUAUUUUGCAGUCAUUUUCCAAAAGACAAAAAUGAUGCUAAUUUCACCAAGAAGAUUCUUCAAAUGCAGCAAAAGGAAGUGGAUGAUCUAAAGAAACAGCUACCAACAGGUCAUGCUGCCAGUAAUGACAAUGUUGAUAAUCCUUGCACCUUGGAGGAAAUGGAAAGAAGUCAAAAAGAUUUUCUAGAACGCAGUCUUCAAAUGUCCAAAAGCUUCAGCAAAGUAGUGGAAGAGCUAACCCAGCAUGUAAUGAAAAGGACCAGCAGUUUCACUGUGGAAGAAGCACUUGAUGGUACAGUUUCUCUCAACCAGACCCUCGUGUUGGUUGAGAAUCACCUAAUGAAAGUUCAAGAAGCACAACUUAUGAUAAUCCACCAGAAGCUCUUAUGGUGGGAGGAGCUUUCAGGACUUCUCCAAUCCCAGCCUUCCUUGGUCCAACAGGAAAUGUGUCUGAUGCAGGGCUUAAUGACUACGACACUCGAGCAGCUAACCAGCGAGGAUGUUUUGACUUUUAACUGUAUGGAAAAGAUACUUUCAGAAGUGCAGCACGCACUUAUAGAAGGCCUUCAACAGUGCAGAGAGGAUUACACAAGAAAAACAAAGGAGUUGCUGGUUGAAAAAUGUAGCAAAAUGGAUGCCAAGCGAAACAAACUUUGCCAGAGCCAGGCCAAAGAGAGGAGCCGUAUGCUGGAGCUCAGACAAGCUCAUGGUGACCCAGAACAGCUCUCAAAGGAGUACCAAGAGCUACUGUUAAAACAAAGAUGGAAACUUUGUGAUUUGGAACUGCAACAGGACAACCGAAUGGCUGACAGUCUUUCUAACGUUUGGACAAAACUCCGCACUACUUGGUCAAAGAGGCUUGAAGAACAAGUCAGGGGUAUCUUUUGCAUUUCUGUUACUGCCCAGAGCAAACUGUCUGAUCAAGAGAGUCAAGCGCUGUGGCUGGAUGUAGAGCAGCAGCUCUCUGCACAACGGCAGCAGAUGGAGGCUACAACUAGAUUUCAAAUGGACCAAAUACAGGUUCAGAUAGAUCACGAACGACAGGUAUGGAAUGAGUCAAUGGCUUUGAUAAAUGCCAGCCUCAAACAUCUGAAGAAUCAGCAGAUGAAGAGCCUGCGAGCCAUGGUGCUCAGUCAGAGCUACACACUCAACAGCCAAGUGGCGAAGUUGCUGGACAAGAAACAUGAGCACCUGCUGGCGUGCGUGCAGCGCGACUUCACGGCCAGGCGCUUUUCUCUGCACAUGCUGAAAGAGAUGAGACUGUCCAAGCUGAAGGUUCUGUCUCAGACAGACUUUCGUGCUCUGUUGAUAAAGGACCCUGCCACAGUCCAGUUGUGUGUUGAUUCAACUCUUAAGGCCAGCAGCGCAAGCCUAGCAGAGAAGCAUCUGGGUCCAGAGAGUCAGUUGGUGAGCCACAGUUUCCAUCAGGAGUUCCUUUCAGAGUUGGAAACAGGGGCGGAGCUUCUACAAAACCAUGCACAGCUGGUGCUAGGGAAUGCCAUCAGCCAUGCCGUCUUGCAACUAAUGGAAGGCCAGCCAUCUGAAUCACAAAGCAGGUCCAGGAAUAACGAUAGUUUGAAGAACCAUCUAACAGAGGCAGUUUCUGAGAGUGUGUACGUUACCAAAGAUUCGCUUACCACUCUCAUUCAAAGAUACUAUUCAAGCAUGCAAGAUAUUGCUAAAAAACUACAACCUCAUCAGUCAAAAACAGACCUUGAUUUGACUGAGGAAGACUCAAGUAGUAGUCAGUUGAAGAAAGCUUUGCUGAGAGAGCUGGAGAACUGGGGAAGAAAACCUACCUCAGCUAAGUUUCAACAAAGAGUUGAGCUGCACAAAAGGAAAUUGUUAGAGCAGUGCGAUCUAGAACAGGAGAUGGUUUGUGAGGAACUGAGACAAAGGAAAGUAGCCCAGGAUCAAACCUUAGAAAGGAUCGAUGGACAACUACAGGAGGCAGAAAGAAGCUUCAUAAGUGAUUUGGCAGCAUUGGCUCGGGUUUCUCUACCCAGUCCCGAGACAGAAGACAGUGAUGAUGAUAACACCACAGGGGAAGUGAAUGUCUCUAUUAUGGAACUCCUUGCCCGGAACCCAGCUCUAGAUCCAGCCUUGAAUCCAUCACUAACCCCGACAGUUGUUACGCCAGCCGUGCCCAAACCGGCAAAGAAGAAAAAAACAGGGCGAGAGUCUCAUAUUAGUUGAAACCAGUUAUUUUAAAACAGUUGGUCCUGUAUAUACGGUUUUAAAAAAGAUGAAAACUCAAUUUUGUUGUACAUUUUACUUGCUUUUUUUUUUUUAAUAUAAUACAGCUUAGGUUUUUAGACAAACGGAAUCUCAUGCACAGUAUUUGUCCAUCCAUCGAUUUGUUUUCUAGUGCUCAUUAGGCACAAAUAAGCAUGCGGCCAGACAUAAGUCAAUUGUGCUUACCACUGGGUUAUUGAGCUUUGUCUUAUUUGCACUGUACAAUAUGUAACAUUUAGAGGUACUUUUGAUUAAAAAUAUAAACCAUUAUAAAAAUUGAAAAAAAAAAGCAACAACAGAUGUCAUAGUUUGGAGCAGUUUUCAUUUUCAAAGGGAGUAGGAAGAAGUGCAAGAACAUGUAGUCAUAUCCCAUAUUUAUCAUUAUUUGUGAACACUAGUACAUUAUUCAUAUUCAAUAAUGUUAUAUUAGAUGCUUAAUUUUCAAUUUGUAUUGUUUUUUUUAAUUGAUUGUUUGGUACCUGUGUUCAUUAGUAAAUCCAUCCAUAUAUUUUCUUACCAUUACAACUUACAAACAACAAAAGUUUACUUUUCUGCUAUAGCUGCAUCUGCUCUUAUGGCAGUGCUUCUCAAUUGUUUUCUGUUACGCCCCCCCAAGGAAGACAUAAAUGUUCCGCGCCCCCCCAAACUCUCUGCCGCCACUGUAAAUAGUAUCAUUUGUCUAUAAAAUUACUAUUAUAAGUACGCCUCUGCCUAACAUUGUCCUUUUUUUCUAUCAAAGAAAAAAAGUAACAUAGAUCAACUUAUAAUAAAGUAUAACUUUAUUAACAAUGUUUUGUUUGUAACA